Molecule: messenger RNA, 1641 nt
Organism: Penicillium digitatum Pd1
Lineage: Eukaryota; Fungi; Ascomycota; Eurotiomycetes; Eurotiales; Aspergillaceae
Product: SUN domain-containing protein
Source: RefSeq, a predicted model, not a curated record
AUGAAGUUCCAGGUCGCAUCUUUCUGCGCAGCGGCGCUUGUCGCCCUCGUUGCGAGCGCUGAAGCUGCCAAACAUAGCCAUGACCAGAGCCAUCACCACGAGAAUCGUGAUGUGGCUCUGGCAGAGAGGAGUGGGAAGUGCGAGUUCCCCCCCAAUGCUGGCCUGGUUGAGAUCACCCCAAAUGAGCAAAAUGCCGGCUGGGCUAUGAGCCCCGACGAGCGCUGCAAACCUGGCAACUACUGCCCUUACGCCUGCCCUUCCGGUCAGGUAUCUAUGCAAUGGGAUCCCAAGGCGACGUCCUACACUUACCCUAUGUCGUUGAGAGGUGGUCUGUACUGUGAUGAUGAUGGCAAAAUUCAUAAACCCUUCCCCCACCGUGGCUACUGUGAGUCGGCCAUUGGUGUUGUCAAGGCCCAUAACAAAGCUGGAAAGCCUGUUUCUUUCUGCCAGACUGUGCUUCCUGGAAAUGAGGCAAUGAUUAUCCCCACCACGGUUGAUACACUGGCCGAUCUGGCCGUGCCCGGCACGUCCUACUGGUGCUCCACUGCUGCCCAGUACUACAUUAACGCUCCUGGUGUCACUGCGGAGGAAGGCUGUGUCUGGGGUACCUCCGAGAAACCCAUCGGUAACUGGUCUCCGUACACCGCCGGUGGCAACACCGACAAAAGUGGCAAGACCUUCUUGAAAAUCGGCUGGAACCCAAUCUACUUGGAGCCCUCCACGCCCUUCCGCAAUGUCAAGCCUGACUUUGGUAUCGCGAUUGAAUGUGAUGGUGACGGCUGCCAUGGCUUGCCCUGCAAGAUUGACCCUGCUGUCAACGACGUCAAUGAGAUGACCGGUGAUCCCUUCGUUGGCGCUGGCGGCGCCACCGGCUGCGUCGUGACCAUCCCCAAGGGCGAGACCGCGCACAUUGUUGUCUUUGAGAAGGAGGGUAACGGCAGCACCUCGUCUGAGACCAUCGAGGUCUCCAUCAGCAGUCUUACCUCCACUCGUAGCUCCACUAGCAGCUCCACUAGCAGCACCAGCACCAGCACCAGCACCAGCACCAGCACCCGCACCCACACCCACACCAGCUCCAGCACCAGUACUAGCUCAAGCACUAGCUCUAGCACUAGCACCUCGAGUCCCACACCUACUUCGACAAGCACCAGCACCAGCACCAGCACCAGCACCAGCACCACUGAGACACCCACCUCCACCUCCACCUCCACCUCCACUCCCUCGUCAACUUCAACUUCGAUUCCCACUUCUACCCCCAGCUCCACAUCUACUGUUAGCUUCACCUUUACUGCUAGCCCCACCUCUACUGCUAGCCCGACCUCUACUGCUGGCCCGACUUCUACCGCUAGCUGGGCCUCCACUGUUAGCUGGACUUUUACUGCUGGCUCCAUCUCCACGACUUCCGUGUUCAGCAUGACUAGUCCUGCCGCCCGUCUGCCCAAGUCGAGCCCGACAACAAGCUACACCUAUCAGCCUCAUGUUCUGACUGGUUCUGCUGACAUCCAAGAGGCCCCAACGACGACGACCGCUGUCGUUGCCGCUGCGUCCACAUCUUCUGCCACGGGCGGUGCCACCAGCGCCACCGUCUCCAUGCUGACCCUGGCAUUCGGCGCCAUCGCUGCCAUGGUUGCGAACUUGUAG